Fomitiporia mediterranea MF3/22 is the source of this 1517-nucleotide messenger RNA. RefSeq lists its product as uncharacterized. The transcript has 3 exons. Gene Ontology annotation, molecular function: protein binding. The annotation marks the transcript as partial. NCBI's taxonomy places the organism in Eukaryota, Fungi, Basidiomycota, Agaricomycetes, Hymenochaetales, Hymenochaetaceae. The record is from RefSeq and is a predicted model, not a curated record.
AUGUCGACGACGACGAGCACAGUUGCAAGUCACGUCUCGCAACUAUCCAAGCUACAUUUGAUGCCAUGGAGUCCCCAUGCAAGCGCCGUCCUCGAUGCAUACUCGCGCUUCUCUCACAACCAACUUGUGCUCUUCUUGACAAUGCGAUCUCUGCCGACGAAUGGUUCGGACGAUGAGCUCGUAUCUCGGCUCACUCAAUUUGACCUACAAACGUACCAUUUACCUGAUUCACAUCCAUCGGCUUGCUCCGUGAAGCAUGCUAAGUUUUCUCCGUCUCCCAUAAACGGUGUUGUACGCACGCGGCAGCAGCAAGCAAGAAGACUUCCCGAUCUUCCUACGGAAAUUCUUGUCGAAAUUCUCGACCUACUAGGCGACUGGGAGCUCUCCAAAGCAGUCGGACUACCAACGUCUCUGCCUCGACCUCUAUCCUGGGCUCGCGCAUCUGUUACUGACGAAGCCAUGCUUACUGGAUUCGUGCCGCUCAUACGCUCUGCUGAUCCUGCUCGUACUCCUCCCACACGUGCUGGUGCCAUCCUCACCAUUCGCUUCGGUUACGUACACGUCCUCGAUGCCCUUCUUCACUCGUACCGUUCGCACUUUUCAUAUUGGUUCCGAAACGACAUUAUCCCGGUCAUAGCAUCGCAAUACGGUCGCACGUGUGUUCUUAAUUGGUGGAAGCACGCGGUCGACGCACAAAUACUCCCCAAGCCAUCUCCUAAAUCAGUCUCCGAAGCAAUUGACGGUGCUUGUCGUAAUGGCGAGCGUGCGUCACUGGAUUGGUGGGUCGCCUCAAAACUACCGCUCGAAUACAGUGAGUCGGCUCUCGAGUCGGCAAGCGCGAAGAACCGAGUGCACAUUCUCGAAUGGUGGAAGCACUCGGGGUUGCCUUUAAAGAUCGGACGUGUAAUGGAUAUGGCGAGUAGCGCUGGGCAUGUCGAUGUACUUUCCUGGUGGCUACAUUCUUCUCUCGAGUUCAAAUAUGACCGGACGGCAAUUCACCACGCAAGUAUGCAUGGCAAGGUUGAAGUCUUACAAUGGUGGUUGGAGAGUGGCCUGCAGAUGAUCUUCGACCAGGAUGCACUUACGCUUGCGACACGUCACAACCGACCGGAGGUGCUAGAGUGGUGGGAUCGCAGCGGCUUACCCGUGCAGUACCGUAUUUGUGACAUUGAGGAGGCGCUGGAGGAUGCGAUUGGCGGCGGUGAGGCUGCAAGAACUGAAAUUAUCCUUCGCCUUUCGUCAAAGUUUGCUUACGCGAGCUCGGCUAUCAACCUGAUGUCUUCCCUACUCACUGCAGUUUCUGCCUCUCACACGUCAAUUUCAUACGUCCAUCUUGACCCCGACGGUGCCGAUUGUUGGAGAUCUCCUUCUCGCGUUCUUUGCUGGGCGAAUUUCGUCCGCGUGAUGUUAGUUUUGUCUUGGACAUCAUCGGUCAUAAUUCCUGCUUCGCUGAAGAUAUAUGAAUCUGCUGAGCUACUUCAUGACGGAGAAAUUGUGCUACCCCGGCCUCUGAGCCU